Molecule: messenger RNA, 1565 nt
Organism: Podarcis raffonei (Aeolian wall lizard)
Lineage: Eukaryota; Metazoa; Chordata; Lepidosauria; Squamata; Lacertidae
Product: pulmonary surfactant-associated protein C-like
Exons: 6
Coding region: 7-645 (212 amino acids)
Biological process (GO): respiratory gaseous exchange by respiratory system
Cellular component (GO): extracellular region; alveolar lamellar body
Source: RefSeq, a predicted model, not a curated record
GCAGAGAUGGACUCCAAAGUCGGCUGUCAGGUCAACAUGUCAUCAGAACCCAUAGCCCUCAGGUUUAUACCCAGAGUGCCUAAGGAGAGGAAGCAAAUGAUCCUCAUCUCUGUCAUCCUGGUGCUUCUGGCCAUUAUUAUUAUUGGAGCGAUUCUCAUUGGCGUUUACAUGACGCAGCAACACACCGAAAAGAUAAUUAAAAUCACUAGUAGUAGAGGAGAUGGCGACGUGGUUGAGCAAACUAUGAUGGUGAACAACCAGGAAAGUGUUGCUGCCUUUCAUAUCCAGAGCAAUACGACCUCAGCAACUGUUGUCUACGACUAUAAACACGGUCUGAUCGGCUUCCGAAUUCAGGACAGAAAACAAUGCUCAGUGGUAGCAAUGGAUUCAGUUGAUGUGCCAAGCCUAAGUGAAAUCACCCAAGGAAUAGAGCACUUUGAUGAACAUGACUCAGGAGAUGACCACGUGUCCUACAGCUUCAAGCAAGGAAAACUGGCAGAUCGCACAACUCUAGGAACCACAAUGAAUAUCCUCUGCAGUGAUGUCCCUGUGUACUGGGCUGAGAACAACCACAAAGCACAAAGAAGUAGUUUGCUGUGUGGAGGGCUUCUGAUUCUUAAACUCUGUUUAACACUGUUACUGUGACAAAGUGAUAGUCUGACCAUAUGUAGAAUAAUAGAAUUGUAGAGUUGGAAGUAACCCAAGAGUCAUAUAGUCCAAUUCCCUACAAAGCCGGAAUUUCAACUAAAGCAUCCAUGAGAAAUGGCCAUCCAACCUCUGCUUGAAAGCCUCCAAGUUCACCAUCUUCCGAGGGAAUCUGUUCCACUGUCAAACAGCUCUGCCAGAAAAUUCUUCCAGAUGUUUAGUCAGAUUCCACUUUCUUGUAACUUGAAGCCAUUGGAUGAAGUCUAAGACUCCGGAGCAGGAUAAAACAAGCUUGCUCCCUCCGCCAUGUGAUGCAUCAUGCUCAUGUUUUGUUUUUGUUUUUUUGUUUUUUUUAUUCAUUUUCCUUUUUCAUUCAUUACAUACAUCUCAUAUUCAUAACAUUUACUAUGCAUUCCUUCCUCCCUCCCCUCCUGGGCUUCCCCUAACUUCUGCUUCCGAUUUGUUUCUCCUUUCACCCACUUUGCUACCUCCUAAAAGAAAAAACUACUAAUAACAUAUUCAUACAAUAACAUCAAACCUAAAAUCAUAAAAAUAGCAAUGAAUACAGCAUAUUAUUUUUCUAUCUUCAACACAUGUUCUAAUACUAAUAAUGUGGAUGUUUAUUUAAAUCCUGCCAUCAGGUCUAUAGGCUUUCUUUGUUUCUGCAAGUAUAAUAUAAAUGGUUCCCAUUCUUUUUUAAAGUCACUGUCGUCUUUUUCUCUUAGUCUGUCUGUCAUUUUUGCCAGUUCUGCAUAGUUCAUCAGUUUCUCCUGCCAUUGUUCUUUAGUUGGUAUUUCUCCAGUCUUCCAAUUUUGUGCAAUCAAAAUUCUCGCUGCUGUAGUGGCAUACAUAAAUAAAGUCCUCUUUUCUUUCGGUAUAUCUUGGCCUAAAAUACCUAGUAGAAAGGCUUCUGGGUUUUU